This is a messenger RNA of Rhinocladiella mackenziei CBS 650.93, 774 nucleotides long. RefSeq lists its product as uncharacterized. The coding region runs from base 1 to 774 and encodes 257 amino acids. NCBI's taxonomy places the organism in Eukaryota, Fungi, Ascomycota, Eurotiomycetes, Chaetothyriales, Herpotrichiellaceae. The record is from RefSeq and is a predicted model, not a curated record. The transcript has a single exon.
AUGGCGGUUCCACAAGACGGGCUUCUUCAACUUCCAUACUACGCUCCUGAGAUUCCUUUCGAGUUGCCAACAAAGGAAGACAUUGCGUCGCCGGAUGAAGUCCUCAGUGAACUUGGGGGCCGAAAGGUUGUCCGUGUUGGCAAGAAAUUUAUUAUCAAGUAUGGACAAAUCGAGCAAGCUGAGGCGGAAACAAUGAUAUUCGUUCGACAAUCAACGUCGGUGCCAAUCCCAGCCGUGUAUGCUAUCUAUCGAUCAACAGAGAAUGGAUUACUCUACAUUGUUAUGGAGUAUAUUCGAGGUGGAAAUUUACUGUCACUCUGGCCAGUCCUGUCUAAGAUACAGAAAAGCACUAUUUGCCAGCGGCUGAGAGAGUGUUUAGCCGAGAAGGCUAAGGUUAUUGACUCGUUCAGCAAUCUUGGGACGUACCGAUCCGACUUCUAUCGUCGCAACUUGCAGAAGGUCCUCCAAAAUCACCGGUCUGUAUUCACUCAUGGCGACUUCCAGCGCAAGAACAUCAUAAUCAGGUCGCGAGAAAUUUCAGCAAUGUCUGCAAGCUCUGCAAGUAACGACGAAGUCAUCCCAGAAGCGAACUACGAUGUUGUAUUGAUCGACUGGGAAAAAGCUGGAUGGUAUCCAAGCUACUGGGAAUUUUGCGCUGCUUCAUGGUCAUUCCGUUUUGAUGAUGACUGGCCAGAUCAUUUGGAAACGAUCAUAGAUCCUUGUCCAGUAAAAUACCCCUGGCUCAAAACAAUAGCCACAGAACUAUGGUCUUGA